CGGUCGCUUCGUAGUCCCGUUGUUUAGUCUCGCGAGGCUUUGCGACGUGUUGCAACCGGGUUGAAAUCUCGUGAGCUCGCUGUCUCGGGCCAAGCCGACAGGGAAACAAAUAGCGUGAAGAUUUAAAAAAAAAGGUACAAUUAGCAGACGGUGACUCGGUGCAACAUUACGCAAAAGAAAUAUCCUUUGGCUCUCGAUUGGUUAAAGCUAUCUAACGACGAGAAACGUUUGGUUUAGCUUCACUUCUCGUAACUUGGGGAAAGUUUAGCUGCACGGUUCGGAGUCCCCAACCUCCGAGUAGAAAGUCGUGUCGGUGGUCGGCAGUUGGUUCUGCAGGAAUGUCGCAGAAAGAAAGACCCAAGUUCUACCGGGAGGAGCUCAACAAGACGAUAUGGGAAGUCCCGGAGCGCUACCGAAACCUGUCCCCGGUGGGCUCUGGUGCCUACGGAUCCGUGUGUUCUGCAUUUGACAUUAAGAUUGGUAUGGAGGUAGCUGUGAAGAAACUCUCUCGGCCAUUUCAAUCCAUCAUCCAUGCCAAGAGAACAUACAGAGAGCUGCGGUUGCUGGAGCACAUGAAACAUGAAAAUGUGAUUGGCCUCCUGGAUGUCUUCACCCCUGCUACUAGUCUGAACGAAUUCACUGAUGUGUACCUCGUGACUCACCUAAUGGGGGCAGAUCUCAACAACAUAGUGAAAUGUCAGAAACUCACCGACGACCAUGUCCAGUUCCUCAUAUACCAGAUCCUCAGAGGGUUAAAGUAUAUCCACUCAGCAGACAUUAUUCACAGAGAUUUGAAACCGAGUAAUCUGGCGGUGAAUGAAGACUGCGAGCUGAGGAUUUUGGACUUUGGUUUGGCGCGGCACACGGAUGAUGAGAUGACCGGCUAUGUGGCCACUCGCUGGUACCGCGCCCCAGAGAUCAUGCUGAACUGGAUGCAUUACAACAUGACGGGUAGAUUGAGUUGCAAAGAUCUUCCCCUGGGGCCGUUUGCAUAUAUGCAUCAUAAUCCUAACGCUUGUGUCCUUCUUUUCUUUGUUUCAGUUGAUAUUUGGUCAGUUGGCUGUAUAAUGGCAGAACUUCUGACUGGAAAAACUCUGUUUCCUGGAACUGAUCAAAUUGAUCAGUUGAAGCUAAUCAUGAUGCUCGUCGGGACACCAGGGCCCGAGCACUUGAUGAAAAUAUCUUCAGACUCUGCCAGGAACUACAUCAGUUCCUUGCCAAACAUGCCCAAGAGGAACUUUGCUAGUGUCUUCAUUGGUGCCAACCCACAAGCUGUGGACCUUCUGGAGAAAAUGCUGGUACUGGAUACGGACAAGCGAAUAACGGCGUCCGAGGCGCUGGCUCACCCGUACUUCACUCAGUACCACGACCCAGAUGACGAGCCGGAGGCGGAGCCGUACGACCAGAGCUUUGAGAGCCGCGAGCUGGAGAUUGAAGAGUGGAAACGAUUAACCUACGCGGCGUUGUGUAGCUUUGAGCCACCUGUCUUUGAGGACGACAUGGAGUAAGAGCACAACGACUGCAGCCUCCGACAAUACCUAACAAUCCCAAACAUGUUCAUUAGUACAGUUAUUAUUCUUAUUUAUGAACCACUAAUGUUGAUGAACUGUUGCUGGGAAAUGGCACUUCUUGCCAAUAGCUGAAAUCAUUUUAUAUUCUUUAUAUUCUGUUUUUAAAAACCUAGACUUUGAUGCCUUGUCAUUGUGACACUGAAAUGCUGGAGGUAUAGCAGUGACCUACUUUGUUUUUAACUUGACCAUUGAGUAACUUCCAGCUUCCGUGGUCAUCAAUUGAAUGAGGAAUAUGCUGGUGUACCCUUCUCCCUGCCAGGCUGUCAGAACCCGCACUGAGUCACAUGAAUUUGUAAAAUUAUUUAGUUGUCAUAAUGCUUCUUAUAUUUAAAGUGAGAUAACUCUGAGGGGUUUCAUAUUUGACAAAGGUUGAUUUGCUGUUUUGGGGUAUUUGAUCAUUUGAGAAUGUGCUUGCUCUGUGUAGUCACUGACCUUCAUUGAUCACUGAUGGAAUUUCACACAUUUUAAGGUAUAUUUUGAUAGUUUAGAAGCUCUGUGAGACUCUUAUAUACAUUUUUUGGCUAUACAGGAAAAUCUGAGCCUCUACUUUUUAAGGACAGUCCUACUUAACCACAGCAAAAUAUUCAUGGGUACAUGGUCUACUCAAAAUUAUGUAAAUAUCUGUGCUAUUUUUUUAAAUCUCAUUUAUCUGAGUUUGUUAUGAAGCAAUCACUUUUAUGUACAUCAAUUAAAAUCGUUGUGUGCGUUUGAGAGAGUUUGUUUAGGAUUUACAGGAGUUUUAAGUGUCAUGCUAAAACAGCUAGUAGAAAUUCUGCUUAAAUGUGUAAAAUAGGGAUGUCUGAUGUAUUUAUACUUUGUGAAGGUGGUAUUUAUGAAACAGCAAUCGAAAGAUCCCGUAAACUAUUUUCAGUCCAGCAGAGUAUCUUUUAUCUCAGUCCUUUGUUUAACAAAUAAAGACUUAUUUUUAAGAGA
Pungitius pungitius (ninespine stickleback) is the source of this 2504-nucleotide messenger RNA. It is a transcript of the gene mapk14a, whose product is annotated as mitogen-activated protein kinase 14a. Gene Ontology annotation, biological process: protein phosphorylation; intracellular signal transduction. Gene Ontology annotation, molecular function: ATP binding; MAP kinase activity. The record is from RefSeq and is a predicted model, not a curated record. Gene Ontology annotation, cellular component: nucleus; cytoplasm. Lineage: Eukaryota; Metazoa; Chordata; Actinopteri; Perciformes; Gasterosteidae. The coding region runs from base 339 to 1508 and encodes 389 amino acids. The transcript has 11 exons.